UCUGACAACCGCAUGUGCGCGGAUGGAGUGAAGUGGAGACAGAGAGAAGCCUGUGGAGAUUAAAUCCGAGUUUAUGUCCUGAUCACGCCUAGAUCGGACGUGGCCAAAAAGACAAAGAUCCGAGUUUACCGGCGAUACUUUCCGUCAAUUUCUUCGAGUAUUCUCGACGGAAAAAUAUUCGUCAUUGACGAUAUUUCGAAGAGAAAAAAUAAACGCGCGACGCAAAACGCGUCUCAUCCGGCUAUGUUUCAACGUGUAUUUACGUCAAACUUUCGUAAUAUAUCGUUACUAUCUCGGCUAUGGAACGGACCUAAUGGCGUACUUGCAGGUAAACAGGCUGAGCAAAAAAUGAUAUCCAUCCUGAGAAACAGAUUUCCUCAAGCCCAGCUGAUUGAAGUUACCGAUGUAUCAGGAGGAUGCGGUGCUAUGUUUGACAUAAAUGUGGUUGCUCCAGAAUUCAAAGGACUCAAUACCGUGAAACAGCAUCGAAUUAUUAAUGAGGUACUAAAAGAAGAAAUUAAAGAUAUGCAUGGUCUUCGAAUACGUACGAGUAUUCCGCAAUCGUAAAUUUUGCUAUAGAUUGUGUUGUUAUGUUUCACAAGAACAAUAUUUAAUACCAAUUUUUAGCUCGAACCUGUACAAAACCUAAAGAUCUAUAUUAUGUACAUUUUUAGGAUGUAAAUUUUAAGAAAGUGCUACAAGAAAGAAAUAAUAGAUA
This is a messenger RNA of Cataglyphis hispanica, 718 nucleotides long. RefSeq names its product bolA-like protein 3. The record is from RefSeq and is a predicted model, not a curated record. Lineage: Eukaryota; Metazoa; Arthropoda; Insecta; Hymenoptera; Formicidae. The coding region runs from base 244 to 567 and encodes 107 amino acids. The transcript is spliced from 4 exons.